UGGUAAAGGACUUUUCCUUUAUCUUCAGUAACAUUUUCAGGAUCUCAGAAAGACCUCGUUCUCUGUGAUUUGCAGUGAUGGAGCCUGAUUUCUUCAUUCAUCUGGACGAAUUUAGCUGCUGUGUGUGUCUAGAGAUCUUGCAGGAUCCAGUAACUACUGCAUGUGGGCACAACUUUUGCAAAAUGUGCAUUGAAGGAUUUUGGGAUGUGAAUGCAUCAUGUAGCUGCCCUCAGUGUCGAAAGAACUUCAGUCCAAGGCCAGAUCUUCAGAUAAACAUCCUACUAGCUGAAGUCAUAAAGAAAUCCAAGCAUCAGCAGCUGAUAGAAGCUCAGAAUGUCCUGAGAUCGGGAGAUGUGGCGUGUGAUGUGUGCAUCAAGAAGAAGCUGAGAGCCAUUAAGUUCUGCUUAACUUGCUUGGCUUUCUAUUGUGAGACUCACCUCCAGCCUCACAGGCAGUGCGAAGUGUUAAAGAAACACAAAGUGGUGGAGCCAGCUGGACACGUGCAGCAGAGACUUUGUGCAGAGCAUAACACAAUGGUGGAGCUCUACUGCAGAACAGAUAAGAAGUGUGUCUGUUUACGGUGCGCAGCCGAACAACACCGGAAUCACGAGCUGGUGGAGAUGGAGACAGAGAGAAAGGCGAAGCAGAUGCAGUUAAGGGACAUACUGAAAAUGAUUGAAAAUAAGCUUCAGAUGAGAGAGGAAAAAUUAAUUGAGACGAGAACAACUGUGCAGUAUUUGAAGGCUUUCUCAGAGAAAGAAUUGCGGGAACACGAGGAGGCCAUCACAUCUCUGUACGAGUCCCUUACGAGGCUGAAAUCUGAGAUUACUGAGGUGAUUACAGAUUACAAGAAGAGAGAAGUGAAAAAAUCUGAAGAGCUCAUAGAACGACUGGAAGAGGAGAUCGAGAUGCUGAAGAGAACAGACAGGGAAAUGGCAGAGCUUUUACAGAUAGAUGACCAAGUGCAGUUCCUUCAGAAAUGUCCAUCUCUCUUUGUUCUCCCUCAAGAUGAGGACCUCAUGAAUUUUGAUAUUAACAAAGAUUUGUUUCCUGAGACUCUGAAGAAAAAUAUUUCUAAGUUAAAGAGAUUCCUUCAGGGAACCAGCUGCUUGGAGUUUGUGAAAACCACAGAGACUGAGAAUGAAGCUCCAGAUUACAUCUUACAGAAUCUAAUGAUAAGAAAUGUUCUUUUGAAAUACUCUUGUCAGCUGACCCUGGACCCAAACACAUCCCAUGGAAACCUUGACUUGUCUGAAGGAUACAGGAAGGUGAUGUGGAAAGGAAAUAUCGACUAUCCAGACCAUGCUGACAGGUUUGAGUGUUGGCCCCAGGUUCUGUGCAGAGAGGCUCUCUCUGGGACUCGCUAUUACUGGGAGGUGGAGUGGAGUGGAGACUGGGCAAUGAUUGCAGUCACAUAUAAAAGAAUAAUGAGAAAAGAAGAGGAUCACGAGAGCCUUCUUGGAGGCAAUGAUAAUUCCUGGUGUUUGUUCUGCUCUAAUUCUUGUUAUUCGGUGUGCCACAAUAAGAAGAAAAUGGAAAUCACUGUACCCCCUUCCUCUAGGAUUGGUGUGUAUCUGGAUUAUCCUGCUGGCUCUCUGUCAUUUUAUAGUAUUUUGGACACAGUAAGUCUUCUGCACAGGUUCAAGAGCAGAUUUACGGAGCCACUCUAUCCAGGGUUUGGGGCUGAAGGCACUAUAACACUGUUAGAGGUGAGCCAACCUUACUAAUGAACACUGACCAUAACUCCAGACUAGUCUAACUUUUGCUGAAAAAAGAAAAGCCAAGGCAGGGGCUUCAACCAGUUAGGUUAAAUAAAUUCCAUUCAUGAUCCCUUUAAACCUA
Messenger RNA from Polypterus senegalus (gray bichir), 1842 nucleotides. RefSeq names its product tripartite motif-containing protein 16-like. The record is from RefSeq and is a predicted model, not a curated record. The transcript has 6 exons. Lineage: Eukaryota; Metazoa; Chordata; Cladistia; Polypteriformes; Polypteridae. Gene Ontology annotation, molecular function: zinc ion binding; protein binding. Bases 78 to 1727 code for a protein of 549 amino acids.